Molecule: messenger RNA, 612 nt
Organism: Microthlaspi erraticum
Lineage: Eukaryota; Viridiplantae; Streptophyta; Magnoliopsida; Brassicales; Brassicaceae
Source: the annotation of a GenBank genome assembly
AUGGAGAGAGAUAUCCAAAACGGUGAGUAUGAUGGUAGUAGAGUUAUGACGGAGGAGCAGAUGGAGGUUCUCCGUAAGCAGAUCGCCAUUUACGCCGUCAUUUGUGAACAGCUCGCCGUCCUCCACAAUUCUCUCUCUUCUUUCCAUCCUCUCUCAUCAGCUUCAGGAACAAAUGGAUACAUUGAUUCGAUGGUGGCAUCAUCAAGCGCUCAUAGGAUGUCGAGUCGGCAACGAUGGACUCCGACAUCGAAGCAGCUUCAAAUACUUGAGAGUCUUUACGAGGAAGGAAGUGGAACACCGAAUCGUCUGAGGAUUAGAGAGAUCGCUACGGAACUGUCUGAACUCGGACAGAUCACAGAGACAAAUGUUUACAACUGGUUUCAGAACCGGCGUGCUCGGUCCAAACGAAAGCCUCAGACGACGACGACGACGACUGGUCAGGCCGAUGAUGCGGCCGUGACGACUGAGGAUGAGGAGAGGAGGACUUGUGGAGAUUCUGGAGGAUUUGAGUCUUAUGACCAUAUACUCUUCCCCAGUCCUGAUUUAGGGAUUGAGCAUUUGUUGAGUAGAGGGGAAAUUUCUGGAGAGUUAAGUUCAUAUAGACUGAAAUAA